AUGGCUUCCUCCAAGCUCAUGUCUUCUUCCAAUUCAAUCAACUCCGACUCACCUUCAUCUCCAUCUUCCAAACCUCAUUUCACCACCUCCAAUUUCCUCUCCGUCUCCGACACUUCCAACUUCUUCGCCGAUCAAGCCUCACUCGCUGAUGCCGUAGCAACUCCGAGAACGGUUGACGAUGUUUGGAGAGAGAUUGUCGCCGGAGAUCACAGGGAGUGUAAGGAGGAGAUUCCCGAUGAGAUGAUGACGCUGGAGGAUUUUCUCGUGAAAGCCGGUGCGGUUGACGAUGAAGACGUGGAUGAUGAUGUUAAGAUGAGUAUACCUAUGACGGAGAAUCUCAGUGGGAGUGGUGUGUUUUCGUUGGAUUCGAGUUUUCAAGGAAUUGAGAGCGUGGAAGGGUCUGUGGUAGGGUUUGGGAAUGGAGUAGAGGUGGUUGAAGGUGGGAAGGGUAAGAGAGGACGCCCGGUUAUGGAGCAGUUGGAUAAGGCUGCUCAGCAGAGACAAAGAAGAAUGAUAAAAAAUAGAGAAUCUGCUGCCAGGUCUAGGGAACGCAAGCAGGCUUACCAAGUGGAACUGGAGUCUUUGGCUGUGAAACUAGAGGAGGAAAAUGACAGGUUGAUCAAGGAAAAGGCUGAAAGGAAAAAAGAAAGGUUCAAACAGCUUAUGGAAAAAGUGAUUCCCGUUGCAGAGCAGCGAAGGCCACCAAGGUUACUCCGUAGGGUUCGUUCCUUGCAAUGGUAG
Molecule: messenger RNA, 741 nt
Organism: Lathyrus sativus (Indian pea)
Lineage: Eukaryota; Viridiplantae; Streptophyta; Magnoliopsida; Fabales; Fabaceae
Source: the annotation of a GenBank genome assembly